AUGUUGAGGAUUAUCCCCUUUUUGUUCCUCGUGCUUUGCGGUCCGGUUCUCGGUGGGCCGGAGACAAACUUCCACGGAAACAUGACGGACCAGGAGCUGUUCUGGGGAACCGACCAGUACGACUUCUCCGUGGUGGUUCCUGCCGCCGGCCUCGAGUGUUUCUGGCACUUUGCUCACCGAGGAGAGAGGUUCUACCUGAGCUUCAUGGUGAGGCCCCGACACGAGAGGAAUCUGCAGAUUCAUGUGGACGCUCCCAGCAGCCUCAUCAUGGCCACUGUUGAUGGUGCAAAGGGUCAGAUCAACUUUGAGACCGAGGAAACAGGUUUCUAUCAGAUGUGUUUCAGCAACUUCCACAACCGCUUCGGCACCAUGCAGGUGUUCCUCAGCUUCGGCGUUUACUACGACGGAUACAAAGACCCCGACAAGACCAAAGAGGAAGAGAAGAAGAAGAAAGAGGAGGCCAGCAAAGACCUCAACAACACACUGAGCGUCAUAGAGGGUUCGACUCACAAAGUGGAGAACCACAUGUUCCGCUACUACAACUUCGGUCGCAUGAGGAAGAGCGCAGACUUCUUUCUGCUGCUGUCCAACUCGCAGUACGUCACCUGGUGGUCGCUUUUCCUCAGCCUCCUCAUCGUCACCUCGGGCUACCUGCAGCUCCUCUUCCUCAAGAGACUCUUCAUCAGCAAGAGCGGCACCGAAGAGGAGAAGCCGCGCUGCUGA
Messenger RNA from Gymnodraco acuticeps, 723 nucleotides. RefSeq names its product transmembrane emp24 domain-containing protein 6-like. NCBI's taxonomy places the organism in Eukaryota, Metazoa, Chordata, Actinopteri, Perciformes, Bathydraconidae. The transcript has 5 exons. Bases 1 to 723 code for a protein of 240 amino acids. Gene Ontology annotation, biological process: Golgi organization; intracellular protein transport; endoplasmic reticulum to Golgi vesicle-mediated transport. The record is from RefSeq and is a predicted model, not a curated record. Gene Ontology annotation, cellular component: Golgi apparatus; COPII-coated ER to Golgi transport vesicle; endoplasmic reticulum-Golgi intermediate compartment.